This is a messenger RNA of Debaryomyces hansenii CBS767, 846 nucleotides long. RefSeq lists its product as uncharacterized. Gene Ontology annotation, molecular function: RNA binding. Lineage: Eukaryota; Fungi; Ascomycota; Pichiomycetes; Serinales; Debaryomycetaceae. The record is from RefSeq and is a predicted model, not a curated record. The coding region runs from base 1 to 846 and encodes 281 amino acids. The transcript has a single exon.
AUGUCAACAGUAAUUGUAUCAAACGUUCCACAAUCAAUUUCAAAUGAAAAACUCCACGAAUUCUUCUCAUUCUGUGGAAAAGUGAAGUCAAUCAAUUUGAUUGAAAAAACGGAAAAAACUGGAAAAUAUGAAGUUCAAUUCGAACUGGAAAAGGCAUUGCAUACCGCAUUAUUAUUAAAUGAAGCAGAAUUGGAUUCUGUUCCAAUUCAGGUUGAAAAGUCAGAAACUCCUCCUGAUUAUGCUGCGGUUGGUAACCAAAAUGCAUCCUUUGGGGGUGAUAAUAAGAUUCAGAGCUCGGUUUUAGCUUCAGGGGAUAAUAAGGAUGCAGAUGCAUCUACCGUGACGGGAGAUAGCGAAUACGAUGAUAUUUCCCAAGAAGAGAAGCCUAAAUAUGCUAUAAUGGCUCAAUUAUUGGCUUCCGGUUAUACUUUGUCUGAUAAUUUGAUACAAAAGGGAAUUGAUGUUGAUAAGGAAAAGGGAUACACUUCUAAGUUCAAGUCAUUUUUGACUUCGUUAGAUGAAAAAUACAUACACUCUAAUAAGCCAGAUUCGGCUGCAGGCAAGGGAAUUUCCAAGGCUCAAUCUACAUUUGGUGACUUAGCGAAAUCCUUCAAUGAAUCUGGGUACCAAAAGAAAUGGAAUCAAUAUUUAGAAAAAGCUUCUAAUCAUCCUUAUGGUGUGAAGGUGCAUGAUUUCUACAAAAAUUUGGCUGAAGAUGCCAAAGAAGUACAUCUUGAAGCCAAGAGAUUAAGUGAAUUGAAGAAGGAGAGAGAACUAGAACAAAAUGUUGAAAACGCGGCAUCAACUGCCAAUGCAGGAGCUGCCAUUAACACUGUUAAUGAGUAG